Messenger RNA from Rotaria sordida, 414 nucleotides. The record is from the annotation of a GenBank genome assembly. Lineage: Eukaryota; Metazoa; Rotifera; Eurotatoria; Philodinida; Philodinidae.
AUGUCAUCAAGUAUUAAACGAGCUUUUAAGGAUUCGACAAAUGAAAAAAAACGUAUAAAAGAUGAUUCCGCCAUUGAUUUAUAUUUUGAUAUUGAAGAAUUAAAACAUGACAAAUCUCAAUCUUCAUAUUCGAAAUCAAUAUUAUCUGAAUCAUUGAUGGAUAAUGAUUCAAUGUUUGAUGAUGACGUAUUUGAGAACAAGCAAAAUUUCAUUUUAUCUUUAUCAAAAACUAGUCAAAAUCGUAGCCGACAACGAUUAAAUGGAACAUCAACAUAUCAAACAAAAGAAAAUCAAAAUAAUCAAAAAAGUAAAACUAUAAAAAAAGAAACUAUUAUAAUUGAUCAAACAUUAAAUCAAUUACGUGAAGAACAAGCUCGUAUCGAUGCUCAUUCUCUCUCAAUUAUUGCCAAAUAA